Molecule: messenger RNA, 1647 nt
Organism: Abrus precatorius (Indian licorice)
Lineage: Eukaryota; Viridiplantae; Streptophyta; Magnoliopsida; Fabales; Fabaceae
Product: mannose-6-phosphate isomerase 1-like
Exons: 5
Coding region: 210-1478 (422 amino acids)
Biological process (GO): carbohydrate metabolic process; GDP-mannose biosynthetic process
Cellular component (GO): cytosol
Molecular function (GO): mannose-6-phosphate isomerase activity; zinc ion binding
Source: RefSeq, a predicted model, not a curated record
CUUCCCUUCGCUUGCGCCUUCUUUCUCUCUCUAACUUCCGUCGCUUUCUCUCUCUCUCUCUCUCUCUCUCUCUCUCUAAACCCACGAAACUUUCCCUCUCUUGGCGAGGCUUCAAAUACGACCCACAGAAGCAAUGCCUCGACCUCAAUUCCAAUUCUCUUUCUUUUUCUGACCACUUACUCACUCACUCUCUCGCCAUCGCCAUAACCAUGGAGGAGUUCAAGUUGCAGCAUCGUCAUAAUCUUCACAGGCUCCAUUGCUCUGUGAAGAACUACGAUUGGGGUCUUCCUGGUCGACUUUCAGAGGUUGCGAGACUCCACGCGCUCAAUUCUGCGUCGCAAUUCGAUCCCGAGAAGCCUUAUGCGGAGCUUUGGAUGGGUACCCAUGAUUCAGGGCCAUCGUUUUUGGUCUCCAAUGGGGUCACUCUUAAGGCUUGGAUUUCUGAAAACCCUGAUGUGCUUGGUGACAAGGUUCUCCAGAAGUGGGGUUCUGAUCUUCCUUUCUUGUUUAAGGUGCUCUCUGUGGCGAAGGCUUUGUCUAUACAGGCUCACCCUGAUAAGGAGUUGGCUAGGACUCUGCAUAAAUUGCAGCCUGUUAUGUAUAAGGAUGGGAAUCACAAACCUGAGAUGGCUCUUGCAAUGACAGAUUUUGAGGCUCUCUGUGGAUUCAUCACUGUUAAAGAGCUUAAGGCUGUGCUUCAUGAUGUUCCUGAAAUUGUGGAACUGGUUGGUGUUGAAAAUGCAAACCUGGUCUUACAAACCAGUGAUCAAGAUAGUGAAGAGAAGGUAAAAGCUGUUUUGCAGGCUGUGUUCACCCACCUCAUGUCCGCUAGUAGAGAGAGAGUAACUGAUGCAGUAAACCAAUUGAAAAGUCGUCUGCUUAAGGAAAGUGAGGUGAGGCAGUUGACCGAUAAAGAGCAGCUGGUGCUGCGGCUGGAAAAGCAAUACCCAUCUGACAUUGGUGUCAUAGCAGCCUUCUUUCUUAACCAUGUAAAACUCAAUCCUGGUGAAGCUUUGUUCCUAGGGGCAAAUGAACCACAUGCAUAUUUAUCUGGGGAGUGUGUUGAAUGCAUGGCAACUUCUGACAAUGUUGUACGAGCUGGCCUAACUCCCAAACACAGAGACGUCCAGACCCUUUGUUCCAUGCUCACAUACAAGCAGGGUUCUCCUGAGAUCUUGAGAGGAGUUCCUCUUAAUCCAUAUGUAAAUAAAUAUACCCCACCAUUUGAGGAAUUUGAGAUUGAUAGCUGUAUUCUUCCUCAAGGGGAAACAGUGGUGUUCCCAGCUGUCCCAGGCCCUUCCAUCUUUUUGGUCACAGUAGGGAAAGGAACAAUGAACACAGGAUCACCCCAAGAACAUAUAGUCACUGAAGGUGAUAUUCUUUUUGCAGCUGCUUACAGUGAGAUUAGUGUUACUAGUUCAUCCGAGUUGCAUCUGUACAGAACAGGAGUUAAUAGCAAAUUUUUUCAGGCUUCCUAAGCUUCAACAGCACUUUUUUGUUUUUCACCAUAUGGUUUUGAGAGUCAAAUAAUGCGUUCAUGUGUCAUAGCAGCAGUAUAGUGUACAUGCAAGAGUAGUAAGAUCACGUAGUAUAUUGAGUCGGAAAAAUCAUUUUAGAGAGGUGGGUUGUCAUUCGUUAAUAACUUUA